Messenger RNA from Salvelinus sp. IW2-2015, 1581 nucleotides. Lineage: Eukaryota; Metazoa; Chordata; Actinopteri; Salmoniformes; Salmonidae. The record is from RefSeq and is a predicted model, not a curated record.
AGAGAGAGAGAGAGAGAGAGAGAGAGAGAGAAUGAGUCAGCGAGCUUUAUCUCGGGGUCAACAGUAACUGAUCACGUCAGUGUUGGAGGAAGGAGAACAGAUUGAUUUGUGGGAUACAGUCCACGGCCUUUCGUUUGCUUUGUCCAGAUUCCUCUGUUCAAUAACAGUGGCUGUGAAGACAAGACAGAGAGAAAAAGAGGAGGGGAAGAUAAGUGUCAAUCUGUUCAGACUUGUUUGGGAAUUUGAGCAGGGAAGGAGGGAGGAGGAGUGAAACAGCAAAAGGGAGAAGAGCAGAGGGGAGAGGUUGACAGACAGAUCGAGAAGAAAACAGAUGCGGAGAGAGACAGAGGGUCAGGAUUGGAUUAAUGUUGAAAUAGAACUUUGUUCGCCUUUCUGACCCCCCCCCCAGCAGAUCUGGAGAGGAAGGAUUGCUUGUGUUGUGCAAUCCUUGUUGGUUCACACUACUGAACUAACUGAGAGCUGCAGAGAGGAGGGAGACUAGACCUCCCUAGCGUACUAAACUCAGGUUCUAAAAAAAGUAUGUUACCAUGGGGACCAAACGCCCCAGUCUGACUCCCUUUGACACAUUUGAUCCAUCCAAUCAAAGCGCUUCCUAUCGGAACCCUCAGCCAAUCAGCCAGAUCUCCCGCGAAACAAGUUCCAGACCUGGAACUGUGGCCCGAACAGACAGAGAGAGGGAGAGGAUCCGAGAGGAGGAAUGGAGGAGAGAAAGAGAAAUGGAGAGAUUGAAGGACAAAACAAGAAAUAGAAGAAAAGAGAUGGAACCUGGACCAAGAGAGAGGAACAGAGAGAAGGAGUGUGCCCCCAUAUCCAGAGGGAGGGAGGAGGAAAGGGAAUGGAGAGAGAGAGAAAGGGGGAGAGCGGGAGAGAGACAUGCCAAUGGAAAACCUACUUCAAAUCUGGAGAUCAGGAACGACAGAGACAGAGACAGAGAAAAGGAGAGAAAGAAAGGAGACACGUUUCCUAGAAUGAUAAAACAUAGCAAAGAGAGAGACAGAAGAAUGAGUGCAUUUGUGGAGGAAGAUGUGGGGAAAGAAGGAACGAGACAAUUGGAGAGACAGAAGGGAACAGAGAUGGAUGACUGGGAGAGAGAACGAGAGACAGCAGCAAAGAUACAGCGGUAUCGAGAUGCAGAGAGGGACUUCCAAAGGUACAGAGAGAGGGAGAGGGAGAAGGAGAGAAUCAGGGCACAGGAGGACGGGGAGAAAAAUGGAGGGAGGCCCAUGGAGGAUAAGACAUUGAGACGGAGGGAGAGAGCGAGGGAAGCGGAGCCAGAUUUCAGAGAGAGGAGAAGAGAYAGGGARUCAAAGGGCAAUGACCUAUGGAGCAAAAGAGAYAGGUAUAUGGAUGGAGAGKGAGAGAGGRCAAAACUCRMGCAGGGAGAAAGGGAYGUUAGAYGAAYAGAYGGAYAUUCACAGAACUAUUCGGAUAGAGAGGGCYGGGAUGGAAGGAGGGAAGGAAAUACAGAGGGACAGAGGGACACCAGGAGUGAGGGAGACAGUGGUGGAGAGAAGUGGAAAGAGAGAGUGAGAGAUGACAACAGAAGAGAACUGAAACAUC